UUACAACAUGGCAACAUGUCAACAGCUUGUCGCAUGCUUCAUAAUACGACACUUGUUUACAACCAGCUUGUGGUGUGAUCAGUAGCUGUUUCUGGACAUGGAUGUUAACCUAGGAGAUGUUUGAUAACAUUUGGAGAAAGUCAUUGUAAUUAGUCCUCCUAGAUAGAAACCACUGCUAGCAAACAUGUCUCAUGUCACUAAACCUCGCAAGAAGGGGGUCGGCACCCAGAAAAGUAGACUAGGAACACUUCUGGAAGCUUCUAUCAGGUUCAAACAAACUCUCAAAAAAGUAAAUGAAAAUCCAAACAAGAAAAGAUCUGAAAAACGGAUUGAUAUGGUGCUGGUCCAUAAGAGGAAGUUGGACAACGAAGAGGAGGAUGCUGAGGAGACAAGAGAGCGUCUCCGGAGGAACACUUUACGAGAAUGUUUUGAAAAAAAAUUAAAACAGGAACAAUUCAAAAUCAAGGAAAAGCAGCAUGGGAAAAAUGUAUAUACAAUGCUACAUUGUUCAUUUGAGAGACUUUGUAAAGAGGCAGAGACUGUCAACUUGGAAAUGAGGUUGGAUUCUAAAAGUACAGCAGAGAUGCUGAGAAAUGCACAUAAGAGAGAAAAGGUUAAACAACUGUCUGCACGACAGGAAUAUACUGGAGAGGCCCCUCCACCUACAUCAACAACUAACAAACAGAGCUGGAAACAGAAGAAAGAAACCAAAUCAGAAAUUGACAACCCUCACAAAGACCAGUUCUGUGGGUCAUUUCGAGGAUGGCUACGAAAAAAAGAGAAAAACUUUUUCGAUCCUGAUCCAGAAGAUAUAGAGGACUUUGAAAGUACACCCUUCAUCAUGGACCGCUAUCAUAUCUACAAGGGUCAUGAGGAUCCGCACACAUUCUUCAGACCUUCAAUUAGGUCCCUCCUGGUAAAGCAUAUUUUGAUCAACUUAGAUAUUCGACAGGAUUUGGAAGCCAUGGAUUUUCAAUUAAAAGACUAUAAAGGACCCACAAGACAGUUCUGUGUAUGUCUAGAUGAUGAUGAUGAAGAUGAAGAUGAAGAUGAUGAAGAAGAAAAGAGGCUACAGAAAAUAGCAUUACCUUACCUUAGGAUGAAGGAGGUGUACACAGACUCGCUCAUCCUCCAUGAUGUGUCCAAAUGCUCUACCAAAUAUGAGGAAGCUGAAAACAGGAUGAAAAAGGAGCAUAAAGAAGAACUGAUUAAAAACUUUAACAUUGAAGAUGAUCCUAGAGAAGGCUUAGAUCAACGGUGGACGUCACUGUACAAGUAUCAACCUCUUAUGAAAAUACGUAAUUACUUUGGGGAGAAGAUUGCCUUCUACUUCGCCUGGUGUGGCCUGCUCAUCACUUCUCUGUGGGUGCCUAUGUUACUGGGGUUCGCCAUAUUCUUGUAUGGACUCUAUCUCAGUAUCACAGGCAAGAGUACAACCUCACCAAAAUACGGUACCACGAUGACAACUCUGGCUCCAAACACUACAGCAGCUCCUGAGGAAGUUUCCUCCCUUGCUGCAAUGGCCUUGAACAUCAUCAAGAGUUCCUUUGACAAUGAAGUCACACCCUUUUUUGCCUUGAUCAUAUGUGUUUGGGGUACCCUGUUCCUGGAGCUCUGGAAGCAGAAGUCAGCCCGCUGUGCCUACCUCUGGGAUGUACAGGAAUUUGAGGCUAAUGAACCUGACAGGCCAGAGUUCUUCAGCUCGACAUUCAAGGAGGACCCUGUGACGAAAACCAAGGAGAUGUAUUUUCCGUCUAAGAAGCAGAACAUACGAUACCUCAUCUCUUUCUCCACGCUCCUGUUCAUGAUCCUGAUCGUUCUCACUAGUGUCGUCUCCAUUAUCAUCUACCGUGUCAUCACCAGCGUCGACUACUGCCCGAAUAUGGAUUCCACCUCCUGUCUCCUAGCAACCACUGUCGUGUCUUCUGUACUUAAUACUGUCUCCAUCCUCAUCCUUGGCAAGAUAUAUGAUUACCUGGCAGUCAAGCUGACAGACUGGGAAAAUCAUAGGACCCAGACUAUGUAUGAUGAUGCCUUGAUCAUCAAACUCUUUGCAUUUCAAUUUGCAAACAACUACGCAUCCAGUUUUUACAUUGCCUUCUUUAGAGGGAGGUUUGACUACACUGGUAUCCUGGGUCUUGGAUCAGAGUACCGUGACAGUUGUGAGGGGACGUGUAUGUCUCAGCUAUCGUUCCAGAUCCUAACCAACAUGCUCCUCAAACCCCUGCCCAAGGUGUUCAGCGACGUCGUCAAGCCACUUCUGGUCAGGUUAUGGAGAAAACGUCCGUCAUGUAUGCAGGGCGAGAAGCCAGAGUUGUCGGAUGACCUAGAAAUUCAACUACGUGCCCUUCAUUACCCAGAGACAUUAUCCUUUAUGGAUAAAGAGUACAUGAAACCAACCCUUGGUGAUUUCACUGUAGGAGAGUACACAGAGAAAAUAAUCCAAUAUGGAUUUCUUAUGUUGUUUGCUGCCUCCCUACCCCUGGCUCCCCUCAUUGCUCUCCUGACCCUACUGAUAGAUAUCCGUGUGGACGCGAAGCGGAUGUUGUGGUGGUACCGUCGACCGACUGCCACUGUCGCACAAGAUAUAGGAACCUGGUUUACCAUUCUCCAAGUUGUAAAUGUGUGUGGUGUAGUAUCUAAUGGCUUCAUCAUCGCCUUCACCUCGAGUUGGGGCCAGCAGUACGAUAUUGUCACCCAACUCUGGAUCGCCAUUGGAUUUGAGCACAUAGUUUUUGCUCUCAAGUUUUUGUUGGCCUACUUCAUUCCUGAUAUUCCAGACGAUGUGGCUCUGAUGAUGAGAAAGCAUCAACACUGGAGGACACACAAGCUUGCUGAGAUAUUGGAGGAUGAUAAAGAUAAGGAACGAGAAACACUGAAAGAAACUUUACUUCAGAACAUCAUUAAGAGUGAGGAAGAGUAUAGAAGACGUCAAAGCCGCGGAGGUGAUGGGGACGGUGGACAUACAGAGCCUUUAUACAGAGAGGAGGAGCCAAAAAAAGAAAAGAGCAAACCUGAACCUGAAAAGCCUGUACCAUUACCUAGUCGUAAUGGUCAGACCCCAGUGGAACACCCAGAACCAUUCCGAGGGGGUCCUGACCCCUUGACCCCUCCAAUGAGUGAGGUGAGAAAUAGAUACACUACAGACCACAUCACAGAUGAGGAUGGUGAUGACACAUAUGUAAGAAAGAUGAAAAAGAAGAAGAAGAAAAAGGACAAAAGAAGAAAAAAUUACAGUGAGGACCAGUUGAUUAUUGACUGUGAUGAUUAUGAACUUGAAGACCAGGGUGUGAGAUCAAGGAGACGUGUGGCACCACUAACUCCUCCCCACCAUGACACUACACCAGCCAAUCAAAAACUUCCAGGCCAGCUGUCAUUUCGUGUAAAGGGUCCCGUGGGAGAGGACCUCGGGGAGUAUGUCCGAACAUCGGAACAGCGAUACAGAUAUCACGAUGACUCUUUCGCUUAGACUACUUUGUACAAAUGGCAGAUCUCUUUAGUAUCCUCACAUUUAAAUGGAUCUCCGAUGAUGACUCGUGUUGCAUAGAUAUACAUAUAUAUCUUAAAAACUACAAAUGGCAGAAGUCCUCAAUGUUUCCAUCAAAGCUAAUAUCACAUGAGUAUUAUAUAGGUGAAUCAGCAGUUACUACUGACUUCAAACCACUGACUUUUAUUGAUUGACUUCAAACAAUUGGCUUUAAGCAUAUUUAAGCUAGAAACUACAGCACUGUUACAGUUGAUAGCAGAGAUUUGCAGCUGAAUGCUGUACCUGUUUUAUUGAGGCAGCUUUACUGUCUCAAUUUCUGUCAAGUUAUAACUGUGUCGCUGAGAUGUACAUGUAUCCUCCUGCAAAUAAAGAUGAAUUUUAAAUCUUAAAUUUACAAAAACCAUGACAUAGUAAACAAUAGUUGUUCUGUUUAAAAAUAUUCCCAAGUUGUUUGUAUGUGUUACCUUAUCAGGUAUGGGAGCCAAGAGUUAGUAAACCUAUUUAUAUGUACAUGUAUGUUAUUUGUUAGUUAUAAAUAAUGAGCUUUAUAAUUUAUAGUCAAUGAGUAAUAUUUUAUAGUGCUGUAUUGAAAGUCAUCCAUUGAGAGACAUAUGCUAAUAUAUAUUUAUAUAUAUAUAUAUGAUGAUGAUAUUGUAUUUAAUGACAUGUUCCCUUAGAUUGAGUAUUAUAUCCAACAUAGAUAUAGAUUUUUGUAGUUCUGAAUGCAGUGUUUUAAGUCAAACUCAUGGAAGUCCCUGGUAUACUAUCAACCAAUACAGAUUCAAUGGAGUAUAAGUAGAAGGGUUUGAUGUUAUUGUAUACCUGUACUUUAUACUAUAAAUGUCCUAAAUUUUGAGAAAAAUAAUCCUUCAAACCAAAAUUUUGUUUUUCAAAAUAAUUGCAUUUUUUGUAUGUUUUGCACUAAUGGAGUGUGCAUUUCAAAUAAAGAAUGAUUUAAAAUAAUUUUCAGAAGUCAAUCAGUUUAUAUUCUUACUUUUAUUAAUAAAACUAGGGACUAACUUUUAUCACAAGGGGAUGAUGACUAUGAGAUGAUGUUACCUGUAUAUUUAAUGUAUUAAGUGUAAAUAGUUUAUAGAUAAAUUAAAUGUAAGAUAGAUAUUAGAAUAGUGCCAUGACCUUCAUAUUGCAUAGCUCUAGUCCAUUACUGUGAAACUUUUAAUCAUAUUACAUAAUUAUAAUUCUUCCAGAAACCCUGUUCCAUAUAUGUGUAUUGAUUUUUUUUACUUUUUUUAGCCAAACUCAUUUUACAUUCCUGUAUUUUGAAAGCAUCAUUUGCUCAAAUUGUGAUUUAUUAUGGGAACAAACUGAAAAUCGGAAAUGACAUAUCAUGGAAACUCUAACUUUAUGUGUAUUAAUUAAGGUCUUUUCUUUAUUCAUUACCUUUAUUUUUUAUCAUUAUUGUAUUCUAUUUUUAGCUCACCUGCCCGAAGGGCACGUGAGCUUAUGAUGUGGUGCAGCAUCUAUUAUUCAUCCGUCCAGCAUCAACUUUUCCUUUAAACAGCCUCUCAGUAACCUAGAAGCCCAGCAACCCGACAUCAAGCAUGUAGCAUACUGGGGUAAAGGGCUAAUGAGUUUGUUCAAUUGAAUGACCUUGACCCCCAUUCAAAGUCACAGAGGUCAAAUAUGCUAAAAACUUAUUUCCAAUAACCAAGAGGCUCAUGCAGAGCCCUGAUAUUCGGCCUUUACCAUUCAAAAAUCAACUUCAAAGUUGCUUUAGAAGCAGGUGAGCAUUUAUAUACAGCAAAAGAGAAUUAUGAAGUCUGGAAGAACAUGUAUGUAAAAUAUAGUUUUCCUCUUUCUGAUCUGUAGUUGUUCUGUAGGUGGCGGUAUGUAUCAAGUCAGUAACCAGAAUAUACAUGUGUCUUAUAAGGCUAUAUGUCUUUUCUUUUUUAGUUCAAAAUAUUUUUCAUCCUUUAAUGUCUGUAAUGUCAUUUUUUCUAGUUCCUGAUGAUCUUUUAAACAUAAUAUCAAACAAUUUAUAUUAUUGUUUCAGUCUGUAUUUGUAUGGUGGUCAAAUUAGAAUGAUGUAUCCAUUUCAUUAGGUUAAUAAUCUGAAAUACCUAUACAUUUCCAAACUAGCCAGGGCUGCCAUAACAAGGACAGAUAGGUCAAAUUACCCUUUGGAAAAUAUAUGUUCCAGCAUUGUUGACUAGAGAGACAACUCGAGCAUUGGAACGAGACUGAGCUCGCCUGUAUAUACAUAUUUGUUAUCAAUUUAUUUCUUACUUUGUAAUGUUACAAUUUGCAAUAAUGUGCCGAAAUGAUAUUGAUGCUAUUUUUACAGAGCAUAAUGUUCAUACUCUUUAAGGAUGUCUAACGCUGUUUUAAAACAGUCAUUGCUGUCAGCCUGUCACUGAACUACACAUACUGAAAACAAUCAGUCAUAAUGAGGAUUACAGGGUUAUAAUUACCAGGUAUAUACCGUAUAGCAUAAAACGUUUGUUGUGUAUAAACUGUCAUUGUUUUUGAUGAUACUAAUGGAACCACAAAUAUAAAUACAGCAAAUAUUGUUGUAUGUAUUGUUAUAUAUUUGUUGCAUUGGCUUAAUUACUAAAAAAUAUUGUAUCCACAAAAUAAUUUGAAAACUCCAAACCAAAAAACAAUUAAGUACACAGAAACAUUUCAUGUUGUACAGUUGAGGUACCAUCCAAGGUUAUAGAGGUACCAUCCAAGGUUAUAGAGAUACCAGCUAGGGUUAUAGAGGUACAAGCUAGGGUUAUAGAGGUACCAGCUAGGGUUAUAGAGGUACCAGCUAGGGUUAUAGAGGUACCAGCUUGGGUUAUAGAGGUACCAUUUAGGGUUAUAGAGGUACCAGCUUGGGUUAUAGAGGUACAAGCUAGGGUUAUAGAGGUACAAGCUAGGGUUAUAGAGGUAACAGCUAGGGUUAUAGAGGUACCAGCUUGGGUUAUAGAGGUACAAGCUAGGGUUAUAGAGGUACCAGCUUGGGUUAUAGAGGUACCAGCUUGGGUUAUAGAGGUACCAUUUAGGGUUAUAGAGGUACCAGCUUGGGUUAUAGAGGUACCAUUUAGGGUUAUAGAGGUACCAUUUAGGGUUAUAGAGGUACAAGCUAGGGUUAUAGAGGUACCAGCUUGGGUUAUAGAGGUACCAGCUUGGGUUAUAGAGGUACCAUUUAGGGUUAUAGAGGUACCAUUUAGGGUUAUAGAGGUACAAGCUAGGGUUAUAGAGGUACCAGCUUGGGUUAUAGAGGUACCAUUUAGGGUUAUAGAGAUACCAGCUAGGGUUAUAGAGGUACAAGCUAGGGUUAUAGAGGUACAAGCUUGGGUUAUAGAGGUACAAGCUAGGGUUAUAGAGGUACCAGCUUGGUUUAUAGAGGUACCAGCAAGGGUCAUAAAGGUACCAGCCAGGGCUAUAGAGGUACCAGCUUGGGUUAUAGAGGUACCAGCUUGGGUUAUAGAGGUACCAUCUAGGGUUAUAGAGGUACCAUCUAGGGUUAUAGAGGUACCAGCUUGGGUUAUAGAUGUACCAGCUUGGGUUAUAGAGGUACCAGCUUGGGUUAUAGAUGUACCAGCUUGGGUUAUAGAGGUACCAGCUUGGGUUAUAGAGGUACCAUCUAGGGUUAUAGAGGUACCAGCUUGGGUUAUAGAGGUACCAUCAAGGGUUAUAGAUGUACCAUCCAGGGUUAUAGAGGUACCAGCUUGGGUUAUAGAGGUUACCAUCCAGGGUUAUAGAGGUACCAUCCAGGGUUAUAGAGGUACCAUACAGGGUUAUAGAGGUACCAUCCAGGGUUAUAGAGGUACCAUCCAGGGUUAUAGAGGUACCAGCUUGGGUUAUAGAGGUUACCAUCCAGGGUUAUAGAGGUACCAUCCAGGGUUAUAGAGGUACCAUACAGGGUUAUAGAGGUACCAUCCAGGGUUAUAGAGGUACCAUCCAGGGUUAUAGAGGUACCAUCCAGGGUUAUAGAGGUACCAUCCAGGGUUAUAGAGGUACCAUACAGGGUUAUAGAGGUACCAUCCAGGGUUAUAGAGGUACCAGCUAGGUAGGGUUAUAGAGGUUAACAUCCAGGGUUAUAGAGGUACUUUCCAGGGUUAUAGAGGUACCAUCCAGGGUUAUAGAGGUACCAUACAGGGUUAUAGAGGUACCAUCCAGGGUCAUGGAGGUACCAGCUUGGGUUAUAGAGGUACCAUCCAGGGUUAUAGAUGUACCAUCUAGGGUUAUAGAGGUACCAGCUAGGGUCAUGGAGGUACCAUCCAGGGCUAUAGAGGUUACCAUCCAGGGCUAUAGAGGUACCACCUAGCUAGGGUUAUAGAGGUUACCAUCCAGGGUUAUAGAGGUACCAUCCAGGGUUAUAGAGGUACCAUCCAGGGUUAUAGAGGUACCAUCCAGGGUUAUAGAGGUACCAUCCAGGGUUACGUGUAUAGAGGUAAUCUCCAGGGUCAUAGAGGUACCAUCCAGGGUUAUAGAGCUACCAUCCAGGGUUAUAGAGGUACCAGCUUGGGUUAUAGAGGUUACCAGCCAGGGUUAUAGACUCAGUGAGGUACCAGCUUAGGUUAUCGAGGUUCCAGCGUGGGUUAUAUACUAACAACUAGGAUUAUAAGGGAUAUAAAGGGUCCUGCUGGGGUUAUAGAAGUGAACAACCUAGGAUUAUAGAGGUACAAGCAAGGAUUGUAACAGCUUGUCCCAUCUCUCCAGAUCAACUUAAACGUCUGCCAUAAAAGUCUGACUUUGGUUUAAAGUACCUUUAAAACAGAUAUUUCCUGCAAUACAGCAGCAACAUUAGUUAUCAGUAGUACCCUGGGACAUUAACUUGUGAACAUUUUGUUCCAUUUCGGUAGUUCUGUAUUCUUGGUGUCUCAUGUAUCAAUUAACUGCAAGAUUCUACAGAUUUUAUCCGUCUUAAGCCUUAAUAGCUCUGAGAUAGUUUUCCUUGCUUCUAAUUACUGGGCCUAAACUUUUGAUAAGCUGACAUUACUUUAGUGUAUUCAUGGCCUUUGGAAUUUGAUGUCAAAGCAAAUUGUUCUGGCUUAUAUUAUCUGGAAGAGCCUUAAAGCCAAAAGUAAUUUUCACAUGAAGUGAAAUGUUUUACAAGAAUGAAUGAAAUGUUCUGAAAAGGAUGCUAUGAAUUUAAACAGGGGUUGUUAUUUAAAAAAAAAAAAAAAAGUAACUAUAUAUCAGUCAGGGUCAGAUGGACACAGCUUCAGAAAGGAUUAUAGAUUAAUGCUAACUCUAUAGUUCAUGAUACAACAGAUUUUUCCAUUGCGUCACUCGUACAUGUGAGCUUUCUUUAUCUGUCAUACUCAUGAAAUAUACAUUGUAUAUGAUAUUGACUGGAAAUAUGUAAUAUCUCCUAUGUACCUCAACUACCUUUGAAGUAAGGUGACAGAAACUCUGGCUUUUUGGUGCUAUUGAUGACAGGGAUGAAACUAAACUUAAUAUAUUUUGAGCGUAUAUAUAUUAGAUGAAUAUCUAUCCUGGUGUACGGAUGAUUUGUACUGGUUGCAGUGAUUUAUUCUUAAAUAAAAUAAAAUUGUCACAUUGUAAACUUACAGUACUUGUACCAGGGUAGUUUCUUAUCCUAACUAAUGUGUGAAGCUUUAUUUGGUGAAAACUGCUGGGCCAUCUUGAAAAAUUUUUCUAAGGCAUUUACUGUGUCAUAAAAGUUAAUUUUACUCAUUACUGUUACUUCAUGGAUCAAUAUAUUUUUUACUUACAAUGAAUGUAUGUAACAAUAUGGAAUCCAGGCAGGAGAUCAUCUAUAUAGAACUCCAAACAUAGGCUUUUUGUCGUCGGUAAAAUAACAAACUACUUGUAUAAGUGUAAUGAGUAUUGUUACCUGUUGAGUCUGUUCGAGGCCACAACUGACCUUAUUAUAGAUUGUAAUACAACUUAUUUACUCCAUACUUACUUCAGAUUUUUUUAACGAAUACAACAGAAUAACUUAUUGGUGUAGUUUACCUAUAUUUUAUAUUAUUGCUGUGAUAGAUCUACUUACCAGAUAUUUCCGUCCACACACUAUGGAUGUACAUUUGUUAUAUAUUUUAGAGUACAUGCAUGGAGCACUUUUCUACAUUUAUGUCCAAUAUUAUUAUGUGAUUUUUAAGAAAUAUUUAUAAUGUAUGCUUUUAGUACUGAUACAAACUAAUAAAGAUGAAAAAGUUAGAA
Molecule: messenger RNA, 9628 nt
Organism: Pecten maximus
Lineage: Eukaryota; Metazoa; Mollusca; Bivalvia; Pectinida; Pectinidae
Product: anoctamin-4-like
Exons: 27
Coding region: 185-3469 (1094 amino acids)
Biological process (GO): chloride transmembrane transport
Cellular component (GO): plasma membrane
Molecular function (GO): protein dimerization activity; chloride channel activity
Source: RefSeq, a predicted model, not a curated record